This is a messenger RNA of Haemonchus placei, 447 nucleotides long. The record is from the annotation of a GenBank genome assembly. NCBI's taxonomy places the organism in Eukaryota, Metazoa, Nematoda, Chromadorea, Rhabditida, Trichostrongylidae.
AUGUCAUCUCGAGACAAUGGUGUCUAUCCAAAACGGAGUUCCACAAUGGCAUUGGCUGUACUUUUUGAAUACUACGAGAAUUGUCUACGAGAGGACGCCACGCGGUGCUCUAGGUCCCGCCGACCAUCUCUACCGGUUCUACAACCACCGCCCAUAUUGCAGAAGACGAUGAGCAGUGUUGGACAUGCAAAAGCUCGGCGACCUUCGUUAGUCGAAUUUCAUGAUGCUAUGCGCUACCAUGCUGUGGAUAUCGAUGGACCGCCCUACUUGGUGGCACAUUUUCCGGACUGUGGUGACACUACGGAAAAGAUCCCGCUCGAACCCGGACUGAAACUCUAUCAAGUUUUUGAAGGUAAGUGGUUUUUCCUGGUUUGUGCCUUCGGAAAUACGUGUUUGAUCGAAUGUCAGGGAAUUUCCUGGAAUGGAGGUGAUGCAUUGUGUGCAUGA